AUGAUUCCGGUUUCGUUUUCGUUUCACGUUCAGCUGACACCGCACAAUCACCGAAUGCCGAAUGAGAAGAGUGAAAAGAUGCAAGUUUUGGCCAAGUUUGGCCCCACCAGCCCUGUUCCAGCUCCAGCCCCACCUGUUCCACCCCUGUUCCCACCCCACCUGUUCCCACCUGUUCAGCCAGCCUCAGCCCCAGCCCACCUGUUCCUGUUCCUGUUCCAGCCCUGUCUGUUCCCACCUGUCCCACCCAGCCCUGUUCUGACCCAGCUCCCAGCUCCCACCUGUUCCACCUGUUCCUGUCUGUUCCAGCUCCCAGCCCACCCCAGCCCCACCCUGUCUGUUCACCUGUCACCCACCCCUGUUCCACCAGCCCAGCCUGUUCCCCAGCCCCAGCCCACCACCACCAGCUGUUCCCAGCCCCCCUGCUCCACUCCCAGCUCCCACUCACCACCCUGUUCCUCAGCUCCCUGUUCCCACCACUCCAGCCUCAGCCCCACCCCAGCUCUGUUCUCCCACCAGCCCCAGCCUGUUCCAGCCCCAGCCCCACCUGUUCCCAGCCUGUUCCCAGCCUCAGCCCACCCCUGUUCCAGCCCCACUGCCCCAGUUCACUCCACCCCAGCUCACCUGUUCCCACCAGCCCCAGCCCUGUUCCCACCUGUUCUGUUCCCAGCCCCACCCCCAGCCCAGCCCACCAGCCCCACCCAGCCCUGUUCCACUGUUCCAGCCCCUGUUCACCCCAGCCCCAGCCUCCACUCCCACUCCCCAGUUCACCCCAGCCCCUGUUCCCUGUUCCUGUUCCCAGCUCCCACCCACCCCAGCCUGCCCCAGCCUCCACCCCACCAGCUCCCAGCUCCCAGCCCAGCCUCCCUGUUCUCACUCCCAGCCAGCCCCCAGCCUCAGCUCCCAGCUCAGCCCCCAGCUCAGCUUCAGCCUGUUCAGCUGUCCAGCCUCCCCACUCAGCUAGCUCAGCUUCCCAGCUCCAGCCCCAGCCAGCCCACUCAGCCAGCUUCAGCUUUCAGCUUUAGCUUAGCCCCAGCCUCAGCUUAG
Messenger RNA from Armigeres subalbatus, 1044 nucleotides. RefSeq lists its product as uncharacterized. The transcript is spliced from 2 exons. The record is from RefSeq and is a predicted model, not a curated record. NCBI's taxonomy places the organism in Eukaryota, Metazoa, Arthropoda, Insecta, Diptera, Culicidae. Bases 1 to 1044 code for a protein of 347 amino acids.